AUGAUCGAAAUAGAGUGGGGAUCGCCUGAUCACCAUGGACGUCAUCACAAGAAAGCGUCGACGGUACAUGGCUGGGUCACCAAGAUGCGUGGCACGCUGAUUGACAACGAGUCCGUCAGACGCCUCGGCAUCAGGGAGAUGCGCGAAGCUCGUGCCAUCCGAGAGUACAAGCACAAUUGGGCCAGAGAGCGGAGAGAGCGGGGGCGCGAGAGUGAUCACAGUCUCUGGGGUAUAUUCUCUAUAUUCUCCGUCUUCUCCUCACCGAAGAGUCACUCCCCCCCAAAGCUUCGCGCUUCCGGCAGACAUCACUCUAGCCGCCCCCACCACUCCUCGGGAAGACAUCACUCGGGUCGAGGGUAUCAUGACAAAUCUGACCAUCAUCGCGACCUCGGCCAUUCGAACCGAGGAGAGUCAUCGUGCAUGCACUUCCCCCAUCGCACCAAACCCUACCACCAUGGUCAUGGAACCCGUCUUCGAGGCAUACUCACCGGGAACAGGGAGUUAGCUGCGAUAGGCAGGGAGAUGAACGAGAGGGCAGCCAGAGAACGCCAGAAGGAGCGACGCAGGCGUCAGCGGCAAAGCAGGAAGGAUGCUGCUGCUCUGAAGUACGAGGCUGCCGGCAACAGGUGGGACUGGCGCAGAUGA
Sparassis crispa is the source of this 645-nucleotide messenger RNA. RefSeq lists its product as hypothetical. The record is from RefSeq and is a predicted model, not a curated record. The transcript has 2 exons. Bases 1 to 645 code for a protein of 214 amino acids. Lineage: Eukaryota; Fungi; Basidiomycota; Agaricomycetes; Polyporales; Sparassidaceae.